AUGGGCGAUUGCUGCCAUGCCCCCCAAAAUGGCGAUGUCUACCAAAGCAUCCGUCAUAACGUCCUAGCGGACAAAUGGGAUAGCGUUGAAGUCUUCAAGGACCACAACUGUCUGGAAGAACUAAGAAUCGUCCUCAACGGUGACGAAGAAGCACAGCGGGGGUGCAUGGACGGUCACUACCCAGAUGGUAAAGACUGGCCGAUUUAUAGCGCGAAAGUGUUCCGGGAGGGCCAGACGCCGCCGAAAGUCGGAAAGGGGGACAAGCUGAAGGGAUGGUUUACCUCGACCGAGUUAAGCAAGGGCCCCACGGCAGGGAAACGCGAAGCUGCCGCAGUCGCUGAGGCAGACCACUAUGUGUACCAAGAAGGAAACGUUCUCCGCUCGAUACCCAUGAACUCCUCGCUGGGGCGGCGCUUCGAGGCCUUGAACUCGACGAGCGAGCAGGACGACUUCAUGAGGACGUUCGGAACUCUGUUUUCUGAGAAUGAGACAUCAGCGGGAGCUGUCGGCGCCUGA
Anthostomella pinea is the source of this 516-nucleotide messenger RNA. Lineage: Eukaryota; Fungi; Ascomycota; Sordariomycetes; Xylariales; Xylariaceae. The record is from the annotation of a GenBank genome assembly.